AUGGCAGUCCCACAAGUAAUAAUUCAGCUUAGACACAAGCCAAAAGAUGAAAAAAUUCCUAAGAGAUAUAGUGGUGGUAAGAGAGUUAACAUUACCGUCACAAAAUCUAAUUACCCUCUUGGAUCUGACUUCCUCAAGUUUACUCAUGAAUAUAAGGCUUCUGAUGGAAGAAAAAAUCAACCAUUCACACUAUUGGCAGUAAUUGAUGAUCAGAGAAAUAAUCUAGGAGCUAUAGGAAAUAACGUGGAAAAUGUUUCCGCUUAUUAUUGGAAGCAUAAUCUUACUAAGGCUCUACUAGUGGAAGUGGUAUCUAGUGGAAAAAGUGGGACUAAGUAUUAUGCCAGGGGUACUAGCAGAAAUCAAUGGACCUCAUUUACUGUAUCUUCAGGCUCUCAAUCUAUCCAACUCCAGCCUACACUUCUUGAGGAGAAACUAGAUGAACUAGUUUGUGAACAUCACAAUGCAGUCACAAUGGAUAUUACCCAAAACAAUUCUAAGACUUAUGCUGGUAGAACGUACUGUUGUUACAAGCAUUAUGGCCAAAGAAAGGUCUCCGUUUCUGGUGAUAAAGUUUCCUGUGUGCAACAUAGCUCAAGCUCUAUUACAUACUACAAACAUGAAGCUAAUGCUGGUAAAUGGAAGGUAGCAGCUAUUAAGUACUAUAAUAGUGGUCCUAAUACUCAUAGGAUAAGAAUAGAGAUUCCUGGCCUUAACUUUCCUACCAAACAAUCAGGAAAAGUUACAGUUUAUGUUUUCUACUCCGAUAAUAGUAGGAACCCUGUUCUAAUAUAUGUUGACUCAUCUGGGACAAGGCCUAGUGUUAAAGGUUGGUACAAGCAAAAUACUGGUGGUAAUACAUGGGAAAAUGCUCCUGCUAAUCUCAACAACAUAACACCAGAAGAUUUAGAGAAUAAGGGGCUUGACUGUAAGGAUAAUGAGGGCUUUAAACAACUUGUAAAAACUUUAAGAGAACUUGGAUGUUAUGGCUUGCAACAAUGUACUAUUGAUCCAGCACAUCUUGGACAGAAUGGAGUUCAACGUGAGGAAGUCCCAGCAGCUGACUUAUCUGACCAGGUUCCUGAUACGGAGUCUGAGACUAAGAUUCUUCUACAAGGUACUCCAGUGGCUCAGAUGGCUGAAGAUGCUAUAGAUGGUGAAAGACUAAAACCUACUGCUCCUGUUGUUCAAGCUCUUACUCAACUAGGCCAAGAAGGCUUCAACCUUACUGAUUGGGGUCCAGAGAACAUUCUUGGAGCCUUUGCUGGCGUUUUUACAGCAUCUGUCAUAACUACUUUUGCAUCAUGGAAACUUUAUAAGGCCUACCAAAAUUACUCUGACCCUUGGGUUCGGCAGAUCUGA
Molecule: messenger RNA, 1359 nt
Organism: Theileria equi strain WA
Lineage: Eukaryota; Apicomplexa; Aconoidasida; Piroplasmida; Theileriidae
Exons: 1
Coding region: 1-1359 (452 amino acids)
Source: RefSeq, a predicted model, not a curated record